AACUCGGUCUGAGGCUUUUUAACAGUUUCUCCCUCUUUCUUUUCGAAAGGGUCACACCCUUCACUUUGAAUUUUCUGUGGCUCCUUCCUGUGAUCUCGCUCUCAACAUCCAUGGCCUUCACUUCAUUUGUCGGAAGAGUCCUCUUCGCUUCUCUCUUCAUAGCAUCUGCCUGGCAAGAGUUCAAUGACUUUGGUAAGGAUGGUGGACCAGCUGCCCAAGCCUUGGAACCAAAAUUUCAUGCCUUUUCAAAUCAUGUCUCAACUCACGCUGGGAUUAAGUUGCCUAAAAUUGAAGUUAAAGAUUUAAUCUCUGUUUCAAUUUUCCUGAAAGGAGUUGGGGGUCCUUUGUUUAUCUUUGGCAACUCCCUGGGAGCUUAUCUUCUGCUUUUGCAUCAAGCAAUUUUUACUCCCUUGUUAUGUGACUUCUACAACUACGACGUUGAGACAAAAGAAUUUACUGAGCAUUUUCUCAAGUUUACCCAGAGUUUAGCAUUGUUUGGGGCAUUGCUCUUCUAUAUAGGGAUGAGGAAUUCAAUGCCUAGGCGGCAGCUGAGGAAGAAGGCUCCUAAAGAUAAGACUGUUUGAAUUAGUUCCUGCCUGAAUAGUUUCCUUGUGUCCCAAGACUCAAGUUUUAGUGCCCAAAAGGCCAAAAGAAAAGGGAGGGAAAAAAACUGGGGAAUUACUGAACUGAGAAACAAUUUUACCACUUCUGUUUCCUCUGUGUAUUUUUUUUGUUUUGUCAAAUCAUAGUGUUCCUUUUAUUGAUGGUUGUGCAUGUAUUCUUACCAGCCUUAACUUUCAGGUCCGUUAUGUAUCUCCCGUUUUAUAAAUUCCGUGGCAUAUUGCCUGCCCAUCAUCACUACAUUAAUGCAUGAAUCAUUUUGCUA
This is a messenger RNA of Neltuma alba, 886 nucleotides long. RefSeq lists its product as uncharacterized. Bases 111 to 584 code for a protein of 157 amino acids. Lineage: Eukaryota; Viridiplantae; Streptophyta; Magnoliopsida; Fabales; Fabaceae. The record is from RefSeq and is a predicted model, not a curated record. The transcript is spliced from 5 exons.